Messenger RNA from Poeciliopsis prolifica (blackstripe livebearer), 1209 nucleotides. RefSeq names its product sialic acid-binding Ig-like lectin 16. The transcript is spliced from 4 exons. Lineage: Eukaryota; Metazoa; Chordata; Actinopteri; Cyprinodontiformes; Poeciliidae. The coding region runs from base 120 to 824 and encodes 234 amino acids. The record is from RefSeq and is a predicted model, not a curated record.
CACAAGACUCACCCUCACCACACAUUUGGACAGAGGCAUGACCUUUGGCUUCGAAACGUUGAAAUCUUACAAGAUUUAAUUUCAGUCAAAGAAACUUCAAGACUUCUCGUCAGCUAAUAAUGGAGCUGAAAUUGUGGCUUCCGAUUCUGAUAGUUUUUGGGAUGGCUGAAUCUCUAGGCACGAGCAAGGACUGGACCAUAAAAGUGCCAUCAAAAAUCCCUGUUCUUCAAGGCUCAUGUGUGGACAUUCCCUGCAGAUACAAGUAUCCUAAGACGAAAAAAAUAUUGAACAGGUGGCGGGGAUUCUGGAAGAGAGGGAACACGCUUGUUGCAUCAAGUUUCCCCAGUUUGAAGCUAACGGAUGAGUUCCACAAGCGAACCAGAAUGUCAGGUUACCUUCAAAGCGGCAACUGCAGCUGGCAGCUGUUUGGCGUCAGAAAAUCUGACACUGGACCGUUUCACUUCAGAAUCGAACAUCCAGAUCAUACAAUCUACAGUUUCUCAAAAAAUAAGGUCACCCUCAAUGUCUUCCGAGUUCCUGCGCCUCCCGUCAUGACUGUUGCAGUCCAAGAUAAAGUGACCGCCACCUGCACAGUUACUCAUGUCUGUCCAUCAUCUCCUCCCAAAUUCUCCUGGAACCACUAUGGCAAAAGGGAAACAAAGUCAAAAAUACAAGCAAAUAAAUGGUUGUGGAAAACAACGUCGACUCUCACCUUUACCCCUGAAGAAUCCGACUUCAACAAGCCUAUAAUCUGUACGGUGACAUUCUUCGGCAGGAAGACGACAAAGGGCUCUGUGAUUCCCGUCAAGAAGAAGAGUAACUAAAUAUGGAGUAAAUAUUUAAUUAAAUUAGAGCAAUCUUUUUAGAGCUAUCUGCCAUGAUGACAAAGUGAUUUUACAGAAAAGUUCAGAAUUAGUAAAACUACAAAAAAAAUACAAAAACAAAAAAAAACAUUUAGAGAGACAAGACAUGAUUAUUGUUGCAUGCUUUGAUUCAUAUUACCUUUUGAGUUUAACUUUACAUAAAUCUUUAAAAACAUAUUGGAGGGAAAAAAAGUUAAUAUUAAUUUUUUUAACCUUUGAUGAUUUUCUAAUAGGUUUUAUGAAUUAAUUUUGUUAAUUCUUUUCUUUUAUUCUUCAUAAACUGCAAGAUCAUGACUAUUAAAUAUACAUCAUACUCCAAAGUCUACAAGUUUCCUUGUUCCUUUGU